AUGAAAUUCAAUCCUUUCGCCUUUUUGGCACUUGCUGCUUCAGUAGUCCAAGCUAGUCCUUUUCACAUUUUGAGAAGAUUCGAGAAUUCUACCUCAUCGGUAGCUCCUGGUGCAACCUCAAAUUGGGGAAAUCCUACAACUGUUUUACCAGCUGUGGAAUCCUCUUCUUACGUUUCGUCAUUAUCUGCAGAGGAGACAUACACUGUAACCAUUAUUGAAUACGUGACUUUGACCACCGGCAGUUCAACUAUUGUCACUCCAACAAACACUUGGACCGCUACCUAUACUACUAGCCAAGAAAGUCAGCAUGAGGACUCAGUAACUACUUCAACCAUUACUGAAUACGUGACUUUGACCACCGGCAGUUCAACUAUUGUCACUCCAACAAACACUUGGACCGCUACCUAUACUACUAGCCAAGAAAGUCAGCAUGAGGACUCAGUAACUACUUCAACCAUUACUGAAUACGUGACUUUGACCACCGGCAGUUCAACUAUUGUCACUCCAACAAACACUUGGACCGCUACCUAUACUACUAGCCAAGAAAGUCAGCAUGAGGACUCAGUAACUACUUCAACCAUUACUGAAUACGUGACUUUGACCACCGGCAGUUCAACUAUUGUCACUCCAACAAACACUUGGACUGCUACCUAUACUCCUAGCCAAGAAAGUCAGCAUGAGGACUCAUUAACUACUUCUAGCCAAGAAAGUCAACAUCAUGAAUUAGUAACUACUUCAACCAUUACUUCGUAUAUCACCAUUACUAAUUCAGAUGACGCCCUGGAGCUUUCUACUGAAACUGAAGCCAUUUUGGAAACUUCUCAAAACACUGACGCGUGUGUUCCAUCCACCGUUACCGUCACCGUUACUGCUACUCCAACUCCUGCACCCAUUGUCUCAACUUCCUUAUAUGUCACUUCGUUCCCAGUUCAAGCCGAGUUCGAGUCUGAUGAUAUCACUACAACAAUCACUUCCUUUGUUCAAGUGACUCAAACCCUAUUACACACCUUAACCUCAGAAUCGAGCUCAUCUUCAACAAUUGUUCCAACUGAUUCAGGUAUUAAGCUUUCACAAACACCGCCAGCAACAUCCUAUACACCACCCGCGGGGCUUGAGUUACCACAGAUUACGUUUCGCAGCUCGUCUCGCAAGUCUGUGUUGAAUUUGACCACGAUUCGACGAAGUACCAGGAAACCGAUGAAGGCGUCAUCGCUGAGCUCUUUGAAACGAGGUAAUAGGUACCUAUGGACAUCACCAAAUGAGCGUCGAACAGCAAUGAACAAGAACCAGAUUAAGAAAGCCAGGAUCGAAAUGGGUGGAAAUAGCGGCAAGGGCUUAGAGGGGCACUUGGAUGAUCCUAAUGUGACUUCGGAAGUUGAGGAUUUGAGUUCCCCCAUUAGAAAUAGAAGGAUGAGAGUUGAUGCGCUGGUUGGAUUAGGCGAGGACUUGACAAAUAUCCCGAGAUUACAAAGAGAAGUAGAAGACGACGAGAAUGAUGAAUUUGAGCGUGAAAGUUUUCAUCAUCCAAGUAAAGUGGAAAGCCCCGAGUCUCGUGAUUUAACAACUCAUACAGAUGUGGAGAAUGGCAAUCAUCGCCAUCUUCACAAUCCUGGGGAUGAUUGGAGACGAUAUCUUCCAUCAACAGCAGAUAAUGACAUUCUCUUCCCCUUUGUUACCUCGAAGACCAAAGAGAAUGAGGAGAAUCUACCAAUAAUUGCAACCAAGAGUGAUCAUCAAAAAGGGGAAAACAAUAUUAGUGAAUUAGACAUGGAGAAAAAUGCAGGUGACAGUACUGAUUUCGAAGAUGCAGAUAUGAAUUUGUACCUGAAAGAUCCAACCCAAACUCUCAAUCACACACAGUUGACUAAAAUCAUACGAGAACUGAGAAGUGGUGGUCAAUAUGCCACUCCCGAUAGACCAACAGAACCAGAUAUGCAUAGUCCUCUGACUCAUCAAAAAAUCAAGUCUCCAAACGCAGAAGUUUCUGCUGAGAUUGAACAAACAAGUCCGUUAAAACACAACAGUGAAGGUAACGGCGACAUUAUCUUUGGUGAUGCAACUGGUGAAGGUGAAGGUGAAGGUGAAGGUGAAGGUGAAGAUGUCAAUAUCAAAAUAAAUCUAAAAGAAGCAAAAACUGAACAAACUCCAAACUCUAGGCCAUUAUUUUCAGUUAAUUAUAUCAAAAAAGUAGAGGAAACGCAUCUAGCCCGAUAUGAGAAAUUGAAGAACAAAUUUGCAGAUAUUGAGGCAAAAGUUCAAAAGCAAAAUUUCAUAAAUCAAGAGCUAACAAUGAAAAAUAUAGAAUUAGAGAAAAAAGUCCGGGAAGAUGAGGUAAGAGAAGAAAGGCUACACAUGUUAAACGAGAGAUUAGGCAUUCAACUUCAAGACGCGGAUAAAAGAAUAGGUACUUUAAAGAAGGAGUCUGCACUUGCAGAAAAAACAGCAUUAAACUUGAGAAAAGAAAUUCGUGGUAUCAAAAUCGCAAUCAACGAAUGUGAGCAGAACUUGCAUCUUUCUAAGGAAUCAAACACCAAGUUGGAGAAGAAAAAUCAUCAACUUGAAGAAGAAUUGCACAAUUUAAAGAACAAGGAUAUUCAACGGAAUUUAGAUUUGGAUCAAUUACUAGAUGAGAAUAGUAAAUUGUCUCAAGAAAAUGAAACCUUUCGAAAGAAAAUUGAGACUCAUGAAAAAUCCACUGAUGAUGUAAAUGCAUUGGUUGGUGAACUUAAGAGGGAAAAUGAAUCACUUAAAAUUAAAAUAUCUAAUUUUGAACAAGAAGUAGAUGCCAAGGAUAAACAGAUUGUCAAAUUAGAGAGUUCGGAAGCAUACUUGAAAUAUGUAAUAGAUGGGCAUGAAGAACGAAUUGCUAAUGCAGAGGCACUUGCCGAUGAAAUCGAGAAUAAGCACGAACAAAGUUUGAAGGAGGCUCGAGAACUUUUGAAUGAGAAAAUUACAUCUUUGGAAAGCAAUAUAAAAGCGCACGAGGAACUGGAAGCAGAAUUGACUCUGAAUAUAGCCAACUUGACCCGUGAAUUGACUGCAGCUCAAAACAGCAGAGAUUCUUUCAUAGAACGGGUAGGUGAACUUGAAAAGGAUUUAGCAAAAAGCUAUGACUUGGAGAAACAGAGUCAGCGAUUAUUGUCAGAGCUUGACAAUGUUAAGUCACAACGUGAUGCAGAUUUGGCUCUGAGAGAUGAACAGAUUGAUCAACUUGAAUUAAGCUUGCGAGAAGUCCAAAAUGAGCUUUCAAUAUGGAAAUCUGAUGGCGAGCAAAACAACGAGAAACUUAGAUCUUAUAUUGACGAGGUGUCUCAUUUGAAGCAAGUGAAUGAAAAUUCUCAAGCUCAAGUUUCUCAAUUGAUUUCAGAAUGUGAAAAAUAUCAAGACGAAAUUAAAGAGAAACAAGAGGUGCUUUCUCGCUAUAUGGAAGCACAUCAAAAUGAGAUUUCUGAUUUGGUUUCAUCUCAAAAGUUAAUUGACCAGAAUUUACAAGUCAAGGAUGAAGAAAUAUCACAUUUGAGGCAACAACAGCAAGAUUUGCAGGUGGAAAUAUCUAAGUUGAUUUCAGAACAAUCAGAAUUGGAAGAAAAACUCAAAUCGAAAGAUGAACAGCUCAGUCAACAAGUUGAAGAAAACAAGACUUAUGAAUCCAAACUUGCACAAUUAGUGGAUGCCAUCGACAUUAUCAAAUCGGAAAAAUCCAAUCUUCUAGCCGUGCAACAGAAACUUUAUAAUCAAAUAGAUUCCCUACACACUGAAUGUGAAAAAACCAAACUGGAAUUAGAGCAACAGAUUGAAAAAGCAUAUAGUACACUUCAUAAAGAGUAUUCAGAGAAGCAUGCACGGAAACUAAAAGAGUUUGAGACAUACUAUGAAGGAAAAUUGAUUGAAAAGGAUAAAGAAAUAAAGAUAAUCACAAGAGAUUACGAAUUUGCGAAAAGACAAGUUGAAAAAUUGAGAUUGGAUAAUGUCAAGUUGUUGAAGGAAAGGUCUUCUCCUAUGAAAGGUGGAUCUGUUUUUGAACAUGCCGUGAGUGAAUUAUAG
This is a messenger RNA of Lodderomyces oxycetoniae, 4044 nucleotides long. RefSeq names its product Pga54p (gene PGA54). The record is from RefSeq and is a predicted model, not a curated record. The transcript has 2 exons. Bases 1 to 4044 code for a protein of 1347 amino acids. NCBI's taxonomy places the organism in Eukaryota, Fungi, Ascomycota, Pichiomycetes, Serinales, Debaryomycetaceae.